GCAGCCAAUGGGAUCCCAGGACCGUGGGGGCGAGCCUUAUUCCCGCAGCCGCACCGAGCGUGGGCGGGGUCCUUAGCUGGUUCAGUAUCUCGCGCUCGCCGGCGGGCAAAGCGGGCGGCUGCGCAAGCGACCAGUUGCUGUAAUCCCGUCUCCACUCUCUGGACAACAGUGAAGGGUGAAAGGGUGCUCCCCAAUGGCCUUAUAGGAAAAGCUCCCUAAAUCCAAGAUGGUUCUGAACUGGGCAGAUUUCCUCUGGCCCCAGGAUGGGAGAGAUUUGGAACCCACACUUCGAAGACGCAUUGAGACUGAGGGCUUCCAUCUGCCUCACUGAGACUCCAGCCCGACAGAGAACAUGGAGCCUGGAACGCCAACAGCCAACCUCUGGAGGACAAGCAGACUCCGUCCGGACCUGUAGGGCACUGCCCCAGCCUCGCCACCAUGGCACGUGGUUUCACAGUGGGCUUUGACCCAUUGGGUCUAGGAGAGCUCAGCUCUGGUUCUCUGAGCUCCCUCUCCUCCCGAGGCCACCUGGGCAGCGACCCAGGCUCCACAGCAAUGCGAUACUUGCUGAGGAAGCAGCAGCAGCGCCUGCUGAAUGGGCCCCCCCGCGGAAUCCGAGCCUCAUCUCCCAUGGGCCGAGUCAUCCUCAUCAACUCCCCCAUUGAAGCCAACAGUGAUGAAAGUGACAUCAUCCAUGCAGUUCGGGUGGAGAAGAGCCCCUCUGGGAGGCUAGGCUUCAGCGUGAGAGGCGGCUCUGAGCAUGGCCUGGGCAUCUUCGUCAGCAAGGUGGAGGAGGGGAGCAGUGCAGAGCGGGCUGGCCUGUGUGUGGGGGACAAGAUCACCGAGGUGAACGGGCUGAGUCUAGAAAGUACCACGAUGGGCAGUGCCGUGAGGCUGCUGACCAGCAGCAGCUGCCUGCACAUGAUGGUGCGGCGCAUGGGCCGUGUGCCUGGCAUCAAGUUCUCCAAGGAGAAGACCACAUGGGUGGAUGUAGUGAACCGGCGGCUCGUGGUGGAGAAGUGCAGUUCCACGCCAUCGGACAGCAGCUCAGAAGACGGUGUGCGGCGCAUCGUCCACCUCUACACAACCUCGGACGACUUCUGCCUAGGCUUCAACAUCCGCGGCGGCAAGGAGUUUGGCCUGGGCAUCUAUGUGUCUAAAGUGGACCAUGGUGGGCUGGCUGAGGAGAAUGGCAUCAAAGUGGGGGACCAGGUCCUGGCGGCCAACGGUGUCAGGUUCGAUGACAUCAGCCACAGCCAGGCCGUGGAGGUGCUGAAGGGCCAAACGCACAUAAUGUUGACCAUCAAGGAGACGGGCCGGUACCCUGCCUACAAAGAGAUGGUUUCUGAGUACUGCUGGCUGGACAGAUUGAGCAGUGGGGUGCUGCAGCAGCUGUCUCCGGCCUCGGAGAGUGGUUCCAGCGUCUCCUCCUGUGCCUCCAGUGCCCUGUGCAGCUCAGGCUCACUGCCCUCUGACCGCAUGGACGUCUGCCUAGGGCCUGAGGAGCCCGGUGGCCAUGGCCCAGGCUGGGGGCGGGCAGACACGGCCAUGCAGACGGAGCCUGAUAUGGGCAGCCGUGUGGAAACUUGGUGCAGUGUACGGCCAACCGUCAUCCUCAGGGACACGGCCAUCCGCUCUGAUGGUCCCUCUUCUGUCCGACGCCUUGAUUCUGCACUCUCAGAGUCGCCCAAGACGGCUCUGCUGCUGGCCCUCAGCCGACCCAGGCCUCCCAUCACCCGAUCCCAGAGCCACCUGACACUGUGGGAGGAGAAGAAGCAGCGGAAGAAGGAGAAGUCAGGGUCCCCUGGGGAGAAGGGGGCCUUGCAGCGCUCCAAGACGCUGAUGAACCUCUUCUUCAAGGGAGGGCGGCAGGGGCGGCCAGCAGGGGACGCGCAUAGAGAGGCCUGGACACUGGACAGCAGGAGCCCCACCAAAGUCCGCCCUCGCCUGGACCUGGAGAAAGUUCCCAGGUUGUUUUCUCACGGUUCUCAGCCCACCUCUCUGGCCCCUCCCCUCUCUGUUUCCAAGGCUCCUCCUUCCCUCUGUCUCUGAAAGCAGGGAGCGUGGGGCCUGUGCAGAAGUUUGUCACCUGGAGACUGAGACGUGGUAAAUCCAGUAUCCCAAGGUCCCCACGGUAAAGCAACAGAUGGGGGAAUGUGGGAACAGGCUGGGGCCAGCUUAUCGGCUUUAGAGCUGAGUCUGUGGAAUCAGGCAGAGAACUUGGUUAGCUUACUAGAAAAGAUAGGGGCAGAGAUGGGACCCCCGAAGGGAUUUGGGGGCGAGGGAGCCUGUCUGUGUUUCAGUGGGGGGAAGAUUAACAUGACGAUGAAGGAGGAGCUGGAGUUUGCUCUCUAUCGAUGGUAGUUUGUUAGGAA
Messenger RNA from Peromyscus maniculatus bairdii (prairie deer mouse), 2375 nucleotides. The record is from RefSeq and is a predicted model, not a curated record. Lineage: Eukaryota; Metazoa; Chordata; Mammalia; Rodentia; Cricetidae.